This is a messenger RNA of Saimiri boliviensis boliviensis (Bolivian squirrel monkey), 3625 nucleotides long. It is a transcript of the gene SGMS1, whose product is annotated as sphingomyelin synthase 1. The record is from RefSeq and is a predicted model, not a curated record. NCBI's taxonomy places the organism in Eukaryota, Metazoa, Chordata, Mammalia, Primates, Cebidae. Gene Ontology annotation, biological process: ceramide biosynthetic process; sphingomyelin biosynthetic process. Gene Ontology annotation, molecular function: protein binding; ceramide cholinephosphotransferase activity; sphingomyelin synthase activity. Gene Ontology annotation, cellular component: endoplasmic reticulum membrane; plasma membrane; Golgi membrane.
CGCGGGAAGCCGGGCCGGCUCGGGCCGCGGACUGGGCAUGCUCGGCAGCCCGGUAGGCUCGCGGUGGCAAGUCGGAAGCGUUUGCACCAGCGGGGCAGCCGCGGCGGGGGGCGGGCAGGUCGGAAGCCAGAAGGACCGGCCAGGGCAGGCUGCUCUCCCCUCGCGCCUGAGGAGCGGGCCGGAGAGGGCGAUUGGGGUGCGGAGCCCCGACGCUGCCCUGCCCCGGAUUUCGUUCCGCCGCCGGGGGCUCCGCCAGCAGAAUUCCGGCGGCUGCCGCGACUCCAGUGCAACAUGAAGACGGCAUGUAUGAUCCCUGAAUGGGCCUGUGGGCAUUUAGUCAUUCAUCUUUGAUCAGGAGAAAGAAGACGGUCAUCACUUGAAAGGCACACCAUUGAGUUCUUUGGGAUGCCCAAAAGUGUCUGGUUGGGAAACAUGAAAUAGAAGACAAGACCCUGCCUCAGCAAGUGUACCCAAGAAUACUUUUAAAGGAACCUAUCGAUACAUGCAAAACAGUAGCUGUUGGAGGUGAUGGAACUGUACUGGAACAAUGGGAAAAGCUGGUAGCUUAUAGGAAGCCAAGAUGACAAGACUGUUUUUAAAUAAUCCAAGGAAGAAUCUUGCUCAAAAAUGAGGUGAAUUAAUGCUCAGGCGCUCGGGAACCCUGGACAGCUACAUGAGGUGUUUAAAAACUGCCCUGACCAUCUUGCCAAACAAGUCUCUGCUCAUGAAACCCCACAGGAUGAACGAGCCGAGGCAGGACAGUGUCCUACCCUGUUGGAACAGUGACUGCUGACCUGCCAAGAGUGAGCUGGGGACUGACUGGUGUCUGCCAGUACAAUGAAGGAAGUGGUUUAUUGGUCACCCAAGAAGGUGGCAGACUGGCUGCUGGAGAAUGCUAUGCCAGAAUACUGUGAGCCUCUGGAGCAUUUCACAGGCCAGGACUUGAUCAACCUAACCCAAGAGGAUUUCAAAAAAGCCCCCUUGUGCCGAGUUUCCUCUGACAACGGGCAGCGGCUCUUGGACAUGAUAGAAACUCUGAAAAUGGAGCACCAUUUGGAAGCACACAAGAAUGGCCAUGCCAAUGGGCACCUCAACAUUGACGUAGACAUCCCCACCCCUGAUGGCAGCUUCAGCAUCAAGAUUAAACCCAAUGGGAUGCCAAAUGGGUAUAGGAAGGAGAUGAUAAAAAUCCCCAUGCCAGAACUGGAGCGCUCCCAGUACCCCAUGGAGUGGGGCAAGACUUUUCUGGCCUUUCUUUAUGCACUUUCCUGUUUUGUUCUCACCACAGUGAUGAUCUCGGUCGUCCAUGAACGAGUACCUCCUAAGGAGGUUCAGCCUCCACUACCGGACACAUUUUUUGACCAUUUUAACCGGGUGCAGUGGGCCUUUUCUAUUUGUGAAAUUAAUGGCAUGAUCCUUGUAGGACUCUGGUUAAUUCAGUGGCUGCUCUUAAAAUACAAGUCUAUUAUUAGCAGAAGAUUUUUCUGCAUAGUUGGCACGCUGUACCUGUAUCGGUGUAUUACAAUGUAUGUAACUACACUCCCAGUACCCGGUAUGCAUUUCAACUGUUCUCCGAAGCUUUUUGGAGACUGGGAAGCCCAGCUGCGGAGAAUAAUGAAACUCAUUGCUGGAGGUGGCUUGUCUAUCACUGGCUCUCACAACAUGUGUGGGGACUAUCUGUACAGCGGACACACGGUCAUGCUAACACUCACCUACUUAUUUAUCAAAGAGUAUUCCCCUCGACGUCUCUGGUGGUAUCACUGGAUUUGCUGGCUUCUCAGCGUAGUUGGAAUCUUCUGUAUUCUCUUAGCGCAUGACCACUACACUGUGGACGUGGUGGUGGCAUAUUACAUCACCACGAGACUCUUCUGGUGGUAUCACACUAUGGCCAAUCAGCAAGUGCUAAAGGAAGCUUCCCAGAUGAACCUCCUGGCCAGGGUGUGGUGGUACAGGCCAUUUCAGUACUUUGAAAAGAAUGUCCAAGGAAUUGUACCUCGAUCUUACCAUUGGCCUUUUCCCUGGCCGGUAGUCCACCUCAGUAGGCAAGUUAAAUACAGCCGGUUGGUGAAUGACACAUAACAGCUGUACAAAGUGGGGAAAAGACAAAUUGUCCGAAGUGCUAAGAACUCCGUGAGAGAAGAUGCCAUAAAAUAAACACCUCCCUAAUCCUAUUAUCUUUCAAUGGUUACCUAGACAUAACCUAUUGAGUUACCUGGUCAGCACUGUGAUCUUUUUUUCUCUCCAAAGGACCUGCGUUGGACAACAAUAAAGAAAAAUUUAACCUAUCAUGCACUGUACACAUUUCCUGUUCAUAAGUUUGGGAUUUACAUAACCCGCAACCACCAUGUUCCUUUGUAUAUGAUGCAACAGCAUAAAUGUAAGCUUUUAUAUCAUAAGUUCUGGUCUUUCCAGUCACAUCUGGAAAUAAAGCGUAUUAUUUUCUUGGGAAAACAUACUUUUCAUAUCUCUUGCCCCAAAGAUUGGGCUGUAAGCCAUUUUCUAGCAAAUGUCUCUAUGAAGGUUUCUAAGUACCUGAAUGGGGUUUGAUUCUGAAAUCUUUCUACCUGUUGCACCGAUAUUCAAAUAAAAAUGAUAGACACAGAAAGGUUUGGUAACUUUGGGUUUUGUAAAAUCACAAAGACAGUGUUUCAAAAAGUGCAAAAAAAAAAAAAAAGAUUCUGUUAUAAAGUGAUUUUCUAAGUAUUUCCUAACUUUAUUUUUCAAAAUGAUGUUAUGAAAACCAAAUUUAAAGAUUUUUAAAAUGUCAGAGAGAAGAGAGUUAAAAUUUAAAAAUGCAUCUUGGGAGAGAAAUUUGUCUAUGUUUCUAGUGCCUUUCUUGUCUUGAUUGUAUGGUCAGUAGGCAAUCUUAAAUGUUUUUAUUUAAAAUAAAGUAUUCCAUGAAAAUAUAAAUGUAUGUGUAUACUACUAAAUUUUGCAUUUACAGCUAAAUUAAAUCAGAUGACUGCUUAUGGUUUUAAAAUUGAAAUGACUUAAAUAAUGAGGUUGUUAAUUAGAAUCAGAGCCUGUUCACAUAUUGUGAUCAGGUAGAAUGACAUGUACCAUUUAAAUUAUUUUACCAUCUAUUUGGUAGUUUGAUUUUAACUACUCAAUGAAAACAGCCAUGAAUAUUUUUUUUAAAGAGAGUUUUGAAAAUGAUCAUUUACCUAAAACUUGAAAGCUAUGAAUUAAUUAUCCAUACUCUCAUGACAGUUUUGUUGGUGAACAACAAAUAAAGAGAUCUAUUUCUUUAAAAGAUAUUUGUGCAGAAACUGCAUGUAACUCUAAGUUUUACUCCUAACAUACGUAUGUUUGGGGAAGUAUUCUAUUCUAUACUUGCCAAUGUGGAGAACAAAAUAAUUUUUUAAGAAUGAAGAAGUAUAUAUAUCCAUUCUGUAUUUUACGUGCAGCAGAAUUAUCUUCCGUAGGAUUUUUUUGUGUAUUCACAAGGUGAUAUUUGUAUUGUAAAACAAUAAUGGUGAAGGAAAUUAAAAGGCUUUUAAAAUUUUGUUUGUUUUAAAUCUUUGUAAAGUUAUUAUUCCAGAGAGUAUACUGGUAUCUUACAGCUUACCUAGACCAUAAAUUAAUCAAAAUGCACUUUUUAAUAAAAACUGAUACUUAAAAUAAA